AUGUUUUUAGCACCCCCAACAACGGGGAAGAUCAAGAUCGCCACAAGCAAGGGAGAUAUUUUUGUGGAUCUUUGGUGUAAGGAAGUUCCUAUUGCUGCCAGACUCUUUAUGGAGAAUUGCAUAAAGGGAAAGUACAAUGGAAGAGCAUUUGAUAUUAUAAAACCUGAAUAUCUGGUUCAAUUAUCAGUUUCAGAUAAAAUAGAGUAUAAUCUUAAAGAUGAGUAUCAUUCCAGAAUACGAUGGCAUCAAAGAGGAAUGCUUGGUGCUAUAUUCAAUGAUAAACAGAAUAAUCAUCAUCUGUUGGAAUCUUUCUUCAUUACGUUAACACCUAUUCCAGAACUAGCCAAUAGAGCGAUCCUAUUAGGUAAGAUUACCAAUAGUGAUAGUUGGUACAACUUAUUAAAGAUUAGUGAAUCUGAACUAGAUAAUUAUGACAAGCCAAGGUUCCCCGUAGUUAUAAACCUGAUUGAGGUCAUUGAUGGUUUUUUUAAUGGGUUGACCAUAGAAAGCAAAGGCAAAGUAGAUGGCCCACUUCACAAGAAGCAAAGAAAGGAUACUGCUCUGGUGAUUAAGAAGCCGAAGGUUAAAAUUUCGUAUGAAGAGUCUGCAAAUGACGGGAGUGAUGAUGAUGAUGAUGAAGCUGGAACUACGGUAAGAAUUCAAAUGAAAUCUGCAAAUGAAACUUUUUAUGGAUAUCUGGAGACAAAUAAGCAAAAUAAAGAGGCUGAAAUUGUAGGUAAUACAGAUGGAAAAGUUGAAGAACUUUCAAUAGUUGGGCCAGCGGUACAUAUAGAAGCAUCCGACGAUACAUCACAUAGAAAAGCAGAGAGUAGUUUGGUUAAGGAGGUUUCACAAGACAAUAAAGACAAAUUAGAAGCUCAAGAUAAAGUUCCAGAACCUGAGAAGAUUUUAAGGGACCCAACUAUUGAUUCAGAUUUUGAUUCAGACCUUGAGUUUGAUGAUGUAAAGGUCGAUUUGUCCGCAUUAAACAGCCAUCAUUUUACCUCACGUCAAGUGAAAAUGAUACAAUACUAA
Lizanozyma spartinae is the source of this 1035-nucleotide messenger RNA. It is a transcript of the gene CWC27, whose product is annotated as Peptidyl-prolyl isomerase cwc27. Gene Ontology annotation, biological process: protein peptidyl-prolyl isomerization. NCBI's taxonomy places the organism in Eukaryota, Fungi, Ascomycota, Pichiomycetes, Serinales, Debaryomycetaceae. The transcript has a single exon. Bases 1 to 1035 code for a protein of 344 amino acids. Gene Ontology annotation, cellular component: catalytic step 2 spliceosome. Gene Ontology annotation, molecular function: peptidyl-prolyl cis-trans isomerase activity. The record is from RefSeq and is a predicted model, not a curated record.